Molecule: messenger RNA, 504 nt
Organism: Lipotes vexillifer (Yangtze River dolphin)
Lineage: Eukaryota; Metazoa; Chordata; Mammalia; Artiodactyla; Lipotidae
Product: iron-sulfur protein NUBPL-like
Exons: 4
Coding region: 35-349 (104 amino acids)
Biological process (GO): iron-sulfur cluster assembly; mitochondrial respiratory chain complex I assembly
Cellular component (GO): mitochondrion
Molecular function (GO): ATP binding; 4 iron, 4 sulfur cluster binding
Source: RefSeq, a predicted model, not a curated record
UGUGAUUAUCUCCACGCCCCAGGACAUUGCAUUGAUGGAUGCACAUAAGGGAGCUGAGAUGUUUCGAAAAGUCCAUGUGCCUGUUCUGGGCCUUAUCCAAAAUAUGAGUGUUUUCCAGUGUCCAAAAUGUAAACACAAAACUCAUAUUUUUGGUGCUGAUGGUGCAAGGAGACUAGCACGGACCCUUGAUCUUGAUAUUCUAGGAGACAUUCCCUUACAUCUUAAUAUACGGGAAGCUUCAGAUACAGGCCAGCCAAUUGUGUUUUCACAGCCUGAAAGUGAUGAGGCCAAAGCCUACCUGAGGAUUGCUACCGAAGUGGUAAGAAGAUUGCCACCACCUCCAGAGUGAUUCCCCAAGUGUCUUGGAAAUCCACCUGGUGCUUGACAGUAAGACCUUUGGAAAUCAGCAGUGUGGUGGUGAAAUCUACAGAAAUAAUAGCAAUCAUAGUUGUUUUCUUGUAUUUCUAAAGAAAUAAUGUCUUAUCUUCAAAUUUGACUUGCUAA